Messenger RNA from Pristis pectinata (smalltooth sawfish), 1557 nucleotides. RefSeq names its product forkhead box D2 (gene foxd2). Bases 318 to 1376 code for a protein of 352 amino acids. The record is from RefSeq and is a predicted model, not a curated record. Lineage: Eukaryota; Metazoa; Chordata; Chondrichthyes; Rhinopristiformes; Pristidae. The transcript has a single exon. Gene Ontology annotation, biological process: anatomical structure morphogenesis; regulation of transcription by RNA polymerase II; cell differentiation. Gene Ontology annotation, molecular function: RNA polymerase II cis-regulatory region sequence-specific DNA binding; DNA-binding transcription factor activity, RNA polymerase II-specific.
CUCUGUCAAGUUUUCUUUCUAUAAAAACAAACUUUGCUCCAAGCGUCGAGCGGCCGGGCAAUCGUAUACAACCCAUGUGCACUUGUCUGCAUCGGAGCGGCGAUAUCAAACUAAAGGGGCAAGAAUCUGCAAAGUGGAUCUGCAAAGUGGUCGAUGAGGAAGCAAGAGAAUAAGGAUCCUUCGGAAAGGAGUGCGGACUCUCUGAUACCGACUUCUCCUCCCCUUGGCCAUUCUGAGCCACUCCACUAGGGGGUCUGAGAGACUGGAGAGUUGCUACCGACAGAAAGAUUGAAGACACUGGGCCGAUCACUUCAACAAUGACUCUAGGUGCCGACAUGUCUGAUCAUUCACUGCUCUCCGAGGAUACAGAUAUUGAUGUGGUCGGUGAUAUGAACGGCAAAGAAGGGAAAUAUGGUCAUUUUCAUUCUGACAACGAUUCAGAUGAUAACUUAAGCAGAAACGUUUCCGAGAACGUUGAGUCGCCGGACUUGUCCGGCGUGUCUGACCCAAGUACAACCAGGGCAAAUGACAAACCGUGCAAAAGUACCCUGGUCAAACCUCCUUAUUCUUACAUCGCUCUGAUCACUAUGGCCAUUCUCCAGAGUCCAAAGAAGAGACUAACACUGAGUGAAAUCUGCGAGUUUAUCAGUAAUCGUUUCCCCUACUACAGGGAAAAGUUUCCUGCCUGGCAAAACUCCAUCCGACACAAUUUGUCUCUCAACGACUGCUUUGUGAAAAUACCUCGGGAGCCCGGGAAUCCUGGCAAGGGCAACUACUGGACCCUCGACCCCGAUUCUGCAGAUAUGUUUGACAACGGGAGCUUCCUUCGGAGGAGGAAACGGUUCAAAAGGCAGCAGCCGUCCGAGAUCUUGAGAGAUCACGGCAGCUUCAUGCCAAGUUUUGGAUAUGGACCUUAUGGUUGCGGUUAUGGCAUCCAGCUGCAAAAUUUCCACCAUCCUCAUCACCAUGCCUCACCGAGUACGUUCCCAUUCCAGCCUCCACACUGUACGGUGCCAUCUCCAGCGUCAAUGUUCCCAACUUCAGCCAUCCCCUCGCUUUUACACAGCAACGACUUAACAAGGAAAUCCUUCUACCCGCAGCUGAGUCCCACUCUACCCAACUUGCAAGGAUUGAAAGCAGACCCGAGCCAGUCCAGGCCUUCCUUCUCUAUAGACAAUAUCAUAGGGGCUGCUCCGUCAAAUGCCCCGGGGUCCCCCUACUCAGCUCCGCCUGGAAGCCAAGCCCAGGUUCUGGCAAUGUUAACUCCGGCACUCACGCAGUCGCAGAACCCUCUAAACUUAACGCACGAAAAUGUUCUACAGACUGGACAGACCUUUUCAAGUAAACUCACAAAUCUUAACACCUGUCACUAUUAAAUUUCUCGUCCCGUGUAAGGUAGGAAUUAUACCUUUUGAAUAUUUGGAACCACAAAAGUAUGCUUCUGCUCUGGAAGAAAAGACAAGAUAUAUUUAUCGUAUGUAUAUAUGUAAAGAUACCUGAGGAAUAUUGAAUUCUUAAUGUCAUACUUUCUAGUGCUGUCUGUACUGAAUGUUACUU